CUGUAGUAAACAAUCUCUGUUGGUGUGAACCACGCAGAUCAAAGAAAAACAAAUCAAAACCACAAAUAUGAUGCAACAAAACCUCAGUCAUUCAUCAAGAUCAAAAUACCUAAAUAACCUUGAAGACUUUCUGGAAACAGCAAGAGACAGUUUGAGAAAUUUUACAGAGACACUGGGAUGGUCUGAAAUAAAGGAUGUGACGGAUGUGCCUUCAAAUUCAGGUAUGACUAGAAGCCCAGAAAAGAGUAAUGAAUUCAAUGAUGAGCCUCUGUUGCCCGCAUUACCAGUAAAAGGAGUGUCUGCUGUUACUAUAGAUGCUGAUGUACAAAGGAAUGUAUUAGCAGCUUACAGGAGACCAGAUGCACCUGAUCUAAGGCAACCUCCGCUAGCAGCUGGGGAGUUGAUUGCCAAUUUCUCAAGGCAAGAGCGGCUGGCAUUGUAUGAAUACACCUUGCAGAAUGCAGCUGGCAUGGCCCCUCCACCAGAGCUCUCCAUGAUGGAGAAUGCAUAUAAGAAGGAGGCGCAGCCAAAGGAGUUGUCUGGCCUUGAGUUGGCAAAGGCAAUGAGGGAUUUCAAGAGACGACGACAGGCAUAUAGAACGAAGGUCUCAACAAAAAACAAAAGUCAUACAGAAGUGGCCAGAGAAAUAAUACACAACAUGAUGGUGUUUAUAGGAGCUACAGAUUUAGAAACUGAUGCUCCCCACCAAACUUCUGAACCCCGAGAUGAAAUUGGCAAGGAGGAACAGCAUCCCAGUGACCAAAAGGAACACAGCAGCCAGAGCAAGAAAGAGAGUGCUAGUUCUUCCAGAGGGGAGGAAGACAGCAGCCCAUUUAGAAGGUCUCAUGAUUGUGGUGAUGGGAGAGACAGGCGAGAUAGGCGAAAAGAGCAAGAGGGUGACAGUAGAUAUGAUAGAAGAGUAAACAGACAUGACAGCAUUGAGUCAAGGAAGAGAAAUAGAGGAGAAGGUAGAGAACAAGAAACGGCCUAUAGAAGGACAAACAGCCGUGAGAGGUGCGAUUACGAAGCGAGGGAAUAUAGAAAAAACAACAAAUGGGAAGGCAAUUUUGAUGAGGUAUAAAAGAACAGGAUAAAAGAUGCAUAAAUGAAUUUGAAAAAGAUUAUUACAAGGAAAGAAAGGAAAGGGAAAGACACAAAUAUUACUCAGAAUACUACCAUACAGAAGAAAAAGAGAGGAAAUAUGAGACAGAGAGAGAACAAUAUUCAGACAAGUUGGAAGGUAAAUAUGGAGAAAGGAAUGAGAAAGAAUUCAAGAAGAGAAUUAAAGUUGAAAAGGAUACAGAGGAUGGAGAGCUAUCAAGCUCAGAAUCAGAGAGGAGGGGCAGCUCAGAUGAAGGAGAGAGCACCUGGACAGACCGCAUCCAAAAGCUCGCACAGACAUUCCAGUAAAUCAGACAGUGAGAAUUUGUCAUCUGAGGAAGAGGAUCAGAGAUAUGAAAAAGUUGAAGGAUAUGUGAAAGAAGAAAAAAAAUAGCAGCAUUUACAAGUUUUUGAUAUGAGCACAUAAAAGAGACUGCAGUAAAUGCUCAGUCUAUUUUCUCAAUACCUGUAAUAUGUACAAGUUAUCAUAAAUAUUAAAUGUAAUUAUUCCUUUAAUAUUGUAUCAUGGACAUCACUUGCCUAGUCAUCUGAGAAAGUCCUAUUUUAAAAAGACCUUUUUAGGAUUUUAAAGAUUAUUCAUGGAAUGUUUUAUUCUAAUACUGGAUGAUGUAUUUUGAACUAAAUAAAGAGAGAAAUUAAAAUUUC
Molecule: messenger RNA, 1767 nt
Organism: Penaeus monodon (black tiger shrimp)
Lineage: Eukaryota; Metazoa; Arthropoda; Malacostraca; Decapoda; Penaeidae
Product: U11/U12 small nuclear ribonucleoprotein 48 kDa protein-like
Source: RefSeq, a predicted model, not a curated record